AUGAUAUUGGGACUUUUCAGGCGAAAGGGCCUCUGCUGGAUCUGCCUGGAGGAAUCGACGAUGGACUCUUCAUGGACACGACACGAGUGCGGUUGUAAUCUUCAAGUUCACAAAUGCUGUUAUUUCAGAUGGUUGUUUGAUUUGAAUAAGUCUUCUGAGCAGGGCAAAUGGGGAUUGGACCUUGGGUUUGAACCGCUUGAUGAGCUGAGAAGGAAUAUGUGUUAUCUGGUGGAUUGUCAUAGAGAGUUUCAAAGUGAGUUGUCAGCAGUAGAAGUAAUGACCUUUGUGCCAUUGCUCAAGGGUGCGUGGGUUAGUACUUUUGAAGUGUCUCCUUUGGGGGCAGUGAAUGCGUUUACAAUCAACCUGCCUCUCAGUCUCGAGCAUCAAGUUAUCGCAUUCCCGAUCGUUAUUCCUCCCUGCCCUCAAUGUAAGAGGCCAAUCUUCUCCAGACCAGUUCAUUUCACCAGCAGCUCUGUGUUCCUAUCGGCUGCUUAUCAAGUUAAGAAACUGAUACGAGCAGCAGCAGUGAUGGCGUUAUUAACCGUUUCAACUUUGAACAUAGGAAAAUGGGCGUUUAAUCUUGGUCUGUGGCAGCUCAGAUGCUUAUUUCCUGAGCGAGUUCUACGGUCUGUGUUGCGUGUCAGCACCACGAAAGCACUGGACGUCUAUGGUGAAACAAUGCAGGGUCGAAGGAGCAUUCCCAGUGUCACUCAAUUUCUGGUAUUGGGAUUCCCAUUUUAUUUGAUGGGCUUGAGGGGCUCUUCCCGAGUGUUGAACAAGUUACAGUGGAUUUACUCGCUGGUUUUCACUGUAAGAGCAGGGCAUCACACUGGCAAAUCACGAAACGCUCUUUCCCAUUUAGUGUCAGUUAUCAACUUGAGUGUUCUAUUCAAUUCGACAAUCGUUUCGCCCACUUUAACAAGAAUAUAUGAGUUUAUGGUCAAAAAGGCACGACCAUAUUUCUGCUUGACCAGCGACAGCAUGGAUAUCUUUCCAUCUCAAGAGUAUUCCAACAUUAUUAUCAAGACAUCAUGGCAUGACGUACUCUUUGAAGCAGCUGUAUGGCCGUGGUGCGGAGAGAAAGUUGGAUCCAAACUGUUCGAUCUUUUUGUUUGGGUUCAGAAAGAAAUACCCUACAAGUUUACACCGGAGGCUUCCCCGGAUGAGGUUCGAAUGGUAUUUAAUGUCCUUGGUUGCGGCCUUCUAGCAAUAGCACGUCAAUCGUUGAACCUAUACAUAACAUAUCGGAGGGCGCAAGAAUUGAGAAAACUUCAAGAUUGUUUUGAUGAAAAAUGA
Torulaspora globosa is the source of this 1296-nucleotide messenger RNA. RefSeq lists its product as uncharacterized. The record is from RefSeq and is a predicted model, not a curated record. The coding region runs from base 1 to 1296 and encodes 431 amino acids. The transcript has a single exon. NCBI's taxonomy places the organism in Eukaryota, Fungi, Ascomycota, Saccharomycetes, Saccharomycetales, Saccharomycetaceae.